Messenger RNA from Racocetra fulgida, 947 nucleotides. NCBI's taxonomy places the organism in Eukaryota, Fungi, Glomeromycota, Glomeromycetes, Diversisporales, Gigasporaceae. The record is from the annotation of a GenBank genome assembly.
AAAAACGGUUCGGAAUAUUAGAAACAAGACUAGCAGCUCUUCACUUAGUUCUCGUGCACCUUCAAGGAGUCGUUCAAAUACACCGGAUCCCGAUAGAUCUAAUAACCAAAUAAGACGAAAACCUAGUCCACAAUUGCCACCAAUUGAUGCUGAUGCUGAUGAAUAUGAAAUGAAACCACUUAAAGAACCACUCACGAGUAGUAAUUUUAUUCAUAUAGGAAUUCCUGGUGAAAUAAAUCUUCCAAGUGCUAAUGUGCGUGAAACAACAAUUGGUGUGUUUCAUAUAUUUAAUCCUACCGAUAAUAUAAUUACGUGGGGGUUUGCUCAGGUUGAUAGACCUUUGUUUCGUCGUUUGGGAACCGCUACAAAUGCGGCACAAAAAGUAGAUGAUGAAAUUUUUUAUAUCACAAAAUUGGGUGGUGUUUUAAGGCCAAAAAAUGCAGAGAGGGUUGAUGUAAAAUUUCGGCCUAUGGGAGUAGGAACAUAUAUGCAAACCUUCGUUUUAGAAGGAACAACGGAAGGUGGAACUAAUGGUGUAGAUGCAGUUAGCAUGAAAUUUCAAGGGGUUGCGACGGAAAAUACCUUUAGUUCAUUAUUGCAAAAACACCGAGCUCCUAAGAAGGAAGUAAAAUUUGAAGUUGAUGAGACAGAAAUUCGCAUUCCAGCUACAAGAGUUGGGAAACAGCGUUCAAUGGGAAUUAAAAUAACUAAUACUGCUAAAGAAACAGUUAGACUUCAUUGCAAAUGCGAAACAACAACAGGCCCUGGAGGCAAGUUUGUUUUAUCACUUCCUAUGAAUAGUGUUGUAGUUAAACCUGAAGGUAUCUCCAUUAUACCUGUACGAUUUCAACCGAGAGCGGUUGGUGAAGUAAAGGGCGUUGUCACGAUACAUGCCAAUAAUGCUGAAGUUAAAGUGGAUGUAGUAGCAAAAGGAAUCUUAGAUGCAA